AGUUCCAUCCUUGGGCUGCCACCACCGAAUCGCUAAUAAUCACAAAGAAAACUCCCCAAUCUGUGGAAUUUCCGGAGACAAAAGCACAUUCAUCGCGGUAAAUUAUCAGAAAGACAGCAUGUCGAAGCUCAGGAACAUGUUGCCUACAAUCUUUGGCGGGAAGGAGCCACAGAGUCAGGAAGAAGAAGGGUGCCUUGAAAAGGAUGCAGCGCCCGUAGACGACAGUGAACCAGAUAACAAUAACAGCGGAGCCCUGGCUCUGUCCGUUUCUAACGGAACUCCCACUGCAUCGGCGGAUCUUACUGAAUCAGUACUCCGCGAGCUCAGCGAUCCCAACUACAAUUCCAUGGAUGUUGUUCAGUCCGCCAAUAUUCCGGGAGCCCUAAGCAACACCCAAACCAACAACACAAUGAAUGUUCACAGCGCCCAGCAACAGGUGGUUAUGAACUUCUCGAAUGCCAACAAUCUGCAUUUCGGCUCUGUUUACAACUUCAAUCAGAACUUGAGUGCGUGUAGUUCCCGAAAGGGCAGCACGAGUGCCACGGAGGAGGCGCUCGCUUCGCCGGACGGCAAGCCUCGGUCCAAUAUCGCCCGUAAAACAGUUAGCAUUGUGGCCAUGAUGCAGUCGCAGGAGGAGCCCGAUGUACGCCUGCUUGAUGCUGUGUCCACCCACUUAGGCGAAGGCUGGAAGCAGGUGAUGCGGGAUCUCGGACAAUCAGAAGGGCAAAUUGAUCAGGCAAUCAUCGAUCAUCAAAUGCAUGGAAAUAUCAAAGAGGUGAUUUACCAGCUGCUGCUUCAAUGGGUUCGAAGCUCGGAGAACGGGGUGGCCACCGUCGGACGACUCACUACGCUGCUGUGGGAGUCCCAGCAUCGCGAUUGCGUGCAUCGCAUGAAACUGGUUUGGAAGGCACUGGAGAAGCGCAAGACGAACAGCUAGUCAGUGGAUGGGACUCAUUAGCAACGAUUCCAUAACGAAAACGAUGCAUUCGGAGCAGCCUCUCGAUGGUCAUGCUUGUGGGAGGAAGCGUAUUGGGAAGGCUAGCAAUACCGACGUUUGAAAGACGCACAACGUCCAAUGUGUGACGGUAUCGAGCGGUAUAGAGAGGAGACCAUCAGGCAAUAUGUGUGCAAUAUUUGUUUUAUAAAUCCAAACCUUCGAAUAAGUGCCUAGAUGUUUGCAUUAACUAUUCUUACACCAGUUUUAUCCUUAAGAUGUGAUAUUUGUGUCGAAAACGGAACCAACACUUGAUGUUUACAUUGAGAAUAUUUUUUGUAAAGUGUAAACAAAUAGAAGCUUUAUUGUUACGUAA
This is a messenger RNA of Drosophila ficusphila, 1310 nucleotides long. RefSeq names its product protein immune deficiency (gene imd). Gene Ontology annotation, molecular function: protein binding. The record is from RefSeq and is a predicted model, not a curated record. The coding region runs from base 119 to 937 and encodes 272 amino acids. Gene Ontology annotation, biological process: signal transduction. Lineage: Eukaryota; Metazoa; Arthropoda; Insecta; Diptera; Drosophilidae. The transcript has 2 exons.